AUGUCUCCUGUUGGCAUCGAGAGAGAGGUUGCGUUCACGGCCCCAAAUAGCGGGCGUGCUUGUAAAACGUGGUACAAGAUUGUCGGCGACCUGACGACAGCAUCUCACCCUCCCCUACUAGCCCUGCACGGAGGUCCUGGUGCAGGGCACGAGUAUCUCGAAUCGUUGGCGGAUCUGCUUGAUCGUUAUGGCAUCCCAAUCAUAUUUUAUGAUCAGAUAGGCUGCGGCCGUUCAACCCACCUCCGCGACAAGAUGGGAGAUGAGGCUUUUUGGACGUUUGAUCUUUUCAUUGCCGAGCUCAACAACUUGAUCGACCAUCUGCAGCUUCGUGACAGAGGCUUCUACGUUCUCGGGCAGAGUUGGGGCGGUAUGCUGGCCGGAAUGUUUGCCGCCCGCCGCCCGCAGGGACUUGUCAAGGUGGUCAUUGCUGGCGCGCCCGCCAGUUUCCCUCUCUAUGUCGAGGGUGGCAAGCGACUGCGUGCCAAGCUGCCGGCCGAUAUUCAGAGCAUCCUUGAGGCGGGAGAUCAAAGUGGAGAGCUUGAGACUCCCGAGUACGAGCGCGCCAGUGCCUUCUUUUAUAAGCAGCAUGUGUGCCGAAUUGACCCUCUGCCUGGACCGGUCCAGCAGGCAUUUACCAAUUUAAAGGACGAUCCCACAGCUUAUAACACAAUGCAAGGCCCAUCGGAGAUUGUCAUCACCGGUAACCUGAAGGAUUGGGAUGGGUCAAAGGAGGCACAGAAUAUUAAUGUCAAUGCGCUACUUCUGAACGGACGUCACGAUGAAGUUACAGAGCUUUGCGUUGAACCAUGGUUCAAGGCUAUACCAAAGGUCAAAUGGGUAGUGUUUGAGAACUCGAGCCAUAUGGCGCAUUGGGAAGAGCGCGACAGGUUUGUGGAACUGGUUGGCACGUUCCUUACCUCUCAUUGA
Pestalotiopsis fici W106-1 is the source of this 927-nucleotide messenger RNA. RefSeq lists its product as uncharacterized. Gene Ontology annotation, biological process: proteolysis. The transcript has 3 exons. The coding region runs from base 1 to 927 and encodes 308 amino acids. Gene Ontology annotation, molecular function: peptidase activity. NCBI's taxonomy places the organism in Eukaryota, Fungi, Ascomycota, Sordariomycetes, Amphisphaeriales, Sporocadaceae. The record is from RefSeq and is a predicted model, not a curated record.